UCGGAAUUGUAUCAUGCAGCAUCACAUUUAUUAAGAAGAAUAACUUCUGUACAAAAACAUAAUUUGUAAUAUGUUAAAUAGUUUUAAAGAAUGAUGUCUGGGAAAUAUAUUUAUACAUGUUUCCUUCUAUUCUUGUUUCAAGCAGCUGGAAGCAAAGCUACAUUGGUGUGCAAUAAAUGUAACAGCAGUGAAAGCUUAGACAAAUGUCAAGACGUUAUUCAAUGUGGAAACGAGCAAUCAUGCUUUACCGAAAUACAAACCAAGGAUGAACAGAUCACAUACACAAUGGGCUGUACCGAUAAUCAGAAUUGCGGAGAGAUUCCAGAAAAUGUUUCAGUUUCUAUGCUUAAUUCACUUCCUAUCAAGAAAUGUUAUGAAUGCUGCGAAAGCAAAGGAUGCAACUAUCACCUUUGUAAUAAUCCAAAACCUACAUUGGUGUGCAAUAAAUGUAACAGCAGUGACAGCUUAGACAAAUGUCAAGACGUUAUUCAAUGUGGAGACGAGCAAUCAUGCUUUACCGAAAUACAAACCAAGGAUGAACAGAUCACAUACACAAUGGGCUGUACCGAUAAUCAGAAUUGCGGAGAUAUUCCAGAAAAUGUUUCAGUUUCUAUGCUUAAUUCACUUCCUAUCAAGAAAUGUUAUGAAUGCUGCGAAAGCGAAGGAUGCAACUAUCACCUUUGUAAUAAUCCAAAACCAACAUUGGUGUGCAAUAAAUGUAACAGCAGUGACAGCUUAGACAAAUGUAAAGACGUUAUUCAAUGUGAAGAGGGACAAUCAUGCUUUACCGAAAUUCAAACCAAGGAUGAACAUAUUAUAUACACAAUGGGCUGUACCGAUAAUCAGAAUUGCGGAGAAAUUCCAGAAUAUGUUUCAGUUUCUAAGCUUAAUUCACCUUCUAUCAAGAAAUGUUAUGAAUGCUGCGAAAGUAAAGGAUGCAACUAUCACCUUUGUAAUCAUACAGAACCAUCAACGAGUCAAGAUGACAAGAGAAUGGAUUGUGCAAAACUGAAUGAAAUGUUUGACACAUGUGAAGACAUAGAUGAUGCCAAGUUAGUUUGUCCAAAAUUAUGUACAUUGUGCCGUCUAGUUGAUGGUAACUGGGCAGAUUGGUCGCAGUGGUCAGCAUGUGACGUGACAUGUGGGAAUGGAAAACAUACUAGAAUGAGAUCAUGCACAAAUCCAGCGCCGAAAUACCAGGGCUUAGAAUGUGAAGGAGAAAAGAUCGAUUCAAAAGUUUGUCAACGACCACUUUGUCCAGUCCAUGGCGGAUGGUCAAGUUGGUCUAAUUGGACUGCUUGUCCGGUAACAUGUGGAAUAGGAAUGCAAAAACGGCACAGAAAUUGUUCAAACCCAUAUCCUUUGCGCUAUGGUGACCAUUGUUUUGGUGAUCCAUUGGAAUUCAAAAAUUGUUUUGAAAAGCUAUGUGAUGGAGGUGUAUGGGGAAGUUGGGAGGAAUGGGGAGCAUGUAGUGCCUCCUGUGAUAGUGGAAUACGUAAAAGGUCAAGAUCUUGUGCAAAUCUGGUUGGAACGAUAUGUAGCGGGAAUUCGUUAGAUGUCCAGCUGUGCAAUAUACAUGAGUGUCCUUGUAGAACUUUACCAACUCUACGAAACGGUGUUUUAAAGCUGCAGUCGGAAUCAUCCUCAAAUAUAACAUAUAACAUUAUAUGCAACGAUGGAUAUCAGGUAUCAGGUCAGAAUUAUUCAAUCUGUGACAAGAAAUCCGGAUGGAACGAUAACUCAAAUUGUGAUACAGUUGUUUCGUGUGGAAAACCAGUCACACCAUCGAAUGGACGGCUUGUUUUUGCAAGUGGAAUCACAUUCAACUCAAUCGCAAAGUUUGAGUGUUUGAGUAGCUUUAGCGCAUAUGGAAACCCAAUCUCAACAUGUUUACGUGAUGGGACAUGGUCAAAAAUUGUAACAUGUAUAUCACCGGUUUCCACGUGUGCGAAGAAGACGUCCUACAUCACGAGCUUUUCAAAUGUUGCACUCGGAAAGCACGCCACACUUUCUACAGCCAAGUCUUACAGUAAGAGUACGAGUAUGACUGACCGCAAUUAUGAUACUUACGUUCAUACGUUACUCGAUCUUAAUCCAUUCGCCAUUAUUGAUUUAGGACAGGAGUAUGAUAUUGUUUCUUUCUAUGUGGUAAACCGUAAAGACUGCUGUGUGGACAGGCUACGUGACGUCGUCAUUCAGAUAGGGGCUGAGCUUUCCAGUUUAACAACUGUUGUUCGUCAAAGGGGAAGAAUGGGUACAAAGUGCAUGUUUGAACUAGUGAAGCCAAUCAGAGGUCGUUUCGUGAAAUUAAUGAUGGAAGCAAAAGAGUAUUUACAUAUCGCAGAAUUGGAAGUGUACAGUAAAAGGAACAAUUGAUUUGAUUAAAAAGUCAAUUUUUCUAUAUCUAAAUCACCGUGUGUUUUUUUUCUCUUAUUUCAUUUCAAAAUAUGUUUUGUAAUGUUGACUUAACAUCAACUAAUGUGGCUCUUAAAUAUUGACUGUAAAAAAUUGCUUUAAUUGUUUCAAAUUUAAGUGGAAAAAAUCAAAUUGAUCUUUUUCUUUUUGUCUCUUAUAAUUUAAAAGGAUUCUAACUAACUAUACUUUUAUUGAAAUAAAACUUUUCAAUGAAAAAAUCAUAAACUUUUGUUUCCAUUAGCUUUGUUAAAGAACUUGUUAGAAAGUUGUUCAUGUAUUCAGGUAGAUAUUCUAAAAAAACUCUGACAAAUCAGUCGCCUUAACUAUUUUUAUAUCUUAAUUGUAUAAAUAGUAUUACCCAGAUAAGCUUUUUCUCAGUAGGACUAAUUAACACAAAUCAUAAAGCAUUUUGUCUAAAACAAUAUAUUUACAUUUCUAAUAAACCAACGUAAAUAUC
Molecule: messenger RNA, 2872 nt
Organism: Ruditapes philippinarum (Manila clam)
Lineage: Eukaryota; Metazoa; Mollusca; Bivalvia; Venerida; Veneridae
Product: SCO-spondin-like
Exons: 19
Coding region: 91-2376 (761 amino acids)
Source: RefSeq, a predicted model, not a curated record